Eruca vesicaria subsp. sativa (arugula) is the source of this 441-nucleotide messenger RNA. The record is from the annotation of a GenBank genome assembly. NCBI's taxonomy places the organism in Eukaryota, Viridiplantae, Streptophyta, Magnoliopsida, Brassicales, Brassicaceae.
AUGGCUCAUGUAAGAGGUUAUCAAGUUAGGAAAAACUACAGGAAGAUAAUUUGGUCCGUGGGGAUAUUAGAGAAGGUGAUACAGCGUUGGAGAAGGAAAGGAGCUGGUUUGCGAGGGUUUAAGUCAGACGCACUUGUUGAUAAAAUGCAAGAAGGAACAGAGAAAGAAGAAGAUGAUGAUUUCUUCAAGCAAGGUAGAAAGCAAACAAAGGAAAGGCUUCAAAAAGCUCUUGCAAGAGUUAAGUCAAUGGCUCAAUAUCCUGAAGCUAGAGAUCAAUACCGUAGAUUACUAAAUGUGGUCAACGACAUCCAAGAAAGCAAGGUUGAAAAGGCUCUUGAGAAUUCAGAAGAAGCAACUUGUUUUGAUGAUGAUCUAACAGAUAUUGAAGCAUUGUUGGGAGAUGAUGACACUUUGAUGUUGCCUAUGUCCUCAACUUUUUAG